AAAUACUGCAAGAAGACAGCCUCGGACUUGAACUCCUGAUUAACUCUCUUGCUUCUUCUCCUCAGUCUUGCUUCUCUUUCGCUCAAACACUUCAUGGAAACCGAAGUGGUCAAUGAUUUGUCUCCGUUGGCAAAGGUUUACAAGGAUGGCCGAGUGGAGAGACUCAUGAGCACGGCCACCGUCCCUGCGUCGCUCGACGAGAAAACCGGCGUCCAGUCGAAGGACGUCACCAUUUCGUCGGACCCCGCCGUGUCGGCGAGGCUUUACAUCCCUAAAGCGGUGGUCGGCUCUCUCCAGAAGCUCCCCGUGCUCGUGUACUUUCACGGGGGAGGGUUCAUAAUCGAAACGGCAUGGUCGCCGACUUACCACAACUAUCUCAAUCCCCUCGCCGCGGAGGCUAACAUCAUUGUCGUCUCCGUCGAAUACAGAAGGGCGCCGGAGGAUCCUCUUCCGGCGGCUUAUGAUGAUUCGUGGACCGCCCUCAAAUGGGUGGCCUCUCAUUCCGCCGGGAACGGCCCCGAGGAGUGGUUGAAUUCUCAUGCCGAUCUCAAGAAGGUCUUUAUGUCUGGAGAUAGUGCCGGUGCUAACAUAGUUCACAACAUGAGCAUCCGACUUGGAGAGGAGAAGCUAAGUGGAGUCGAAUUUCCAGGCGUUAUUAUGGUGCAUCCUUACUUCUGGGGCGAAGAGCCAUUGCCUCUGGAGCCCACCGAACCCGAGAAGAGGUCCAAGAUCAGGGACCUCUGGCACGCGGCGAAACCGACUACCACCGGGUGCGACGACCCACUAAUGAACCCAGCGACUGACCCAAGGCUCUCGGGUUUGGGUGUCAACAGGGUUCUAAUCUGUGUUGCUGAAAAGGAUAUGUUGAGACAGAGGGGCUGGUAUUACAAGGAGGUGUUGAGUGAGAGCGGAUGGAGUGGAGUUGUGGAAGUGAUGGAAGCACCGGGGGAGAAUCACGUGUUUCAUUUGAUUAAUCCUAGCUGCGAUAAUGCUGUGAACAUGAUGAAGAAGUUGGUCUCCUUCAUGAAUGAGGAUAAAUAGGGUCAAAGGUGUUCCUGUCAAUAAGUAGCUUCCUUUGUGUGCGGGGCCAAUUCUUGUUAUCUCUACCUCUAUUUGUAUUAAAAGACAAAGUUCAGUUUCC
Syzygium oleosum is the source of this 1141-nucleotide messenger RNA. RefSeq names its product probable carboxylesterase 12. The transcript has 2 exons. Gene Ontology annotation, molecular function: hydrolase activity. The record is from RefSeq and is a predicted model, not a curated record. Bases 94 to 1041 code for a protein of 315 amino acids. Lineage: Eukaryota; Viridiplantae; Streptophyta; Magnoliopsida; Myrtales; Myrtaceae.